UCUCCUCAGCCGUUCGAGGAAAAAACAUUUUCUUGCUUUUGUAAAUAAACAGACUUGAUAAAAAAAUUAGAAAAUCAUCCGACAAUUUCAUCAAGUUUAUUAUUUUAGAAGCCAAAGAAAUUAUGGAAAAUUUAUGCAGAUUGUGUGGUAGAAACUUUGGAUGUUUAAAUUCAAUCUUUGAUCGUUCACAAGGAAUGUUAAUAUUGGAUCUCAUAUCAAUAAUUUGUCCUAUUCAAAUAAAUGUCAACGACAGCCUUCCGAAGAAAAUUUGCGGGGAAUGCUUCGAAGUGAUUCAAAGUGCUGUAAAAUUACGAAGUACGAGUGUCAUAAAUGAUUUAAAAUUUAGGAAAAUGGAAUUGAAUAAUCAACAAGAACUUCAAGGAGAAAACAUUUUCUUUGAAGUCACCAACAGAUAUAAUGGAAACAUACUAUUAAAGACAGAAUUCUCAGACAGUGAUCAUCCUUCCAUGCAAGAAUCGUUCUUUGAAGAAAGUGACUCUUAUCAUGAGGAUGUCAACAGAAGAUCGAAUGUUUCUAAGGUUCGCCUUAAAAAUAAUAAUCAUAAUAUGAAAGAAAAGAUAUUAAAAAAAUGUUCCAUAUGUGGUUAUUCAACUCAAAUUACUAGCAAUUUAAGAAGACAUAUGAGAAAUGUCCACAAAAUAGACACAUCAAAAUUGACAACAAUAAUUUGUGACAUUUGUAAUUUUAAGACAAAAACAAAGUUUAAGAUAAAUGAGCAUAUGAUCUUUUGUCAUCUAUCUAAAGAUACACGUACAAAUUCAUGUUCACCAAGUUAUUUAAAGUUGCAAGAAUCAAUAAGAAUCUUCAGAUGUCUUCAAUGUCAAUACACAUCAAAUUAUAGAAGUAAUGUAAACCGUCACAUGAGAAAAUAUCAUUUAUUAAAAGCAAAAUCUAUUGAGCUUUAA
Clunio marinus is the source of this 926-nucleotide messenger RNA. The record is from the annotation of a GenBank genome assembly. NCBI's taxonomy places the organism in Eukaryota, Metazoa, Arthropoda, Insecta, Diptera, Chironomidae.